CGGCGGCCGGCAGCGGGGGCACAGGGACCGGGACGGGGACGGGGAAAGGGGCAGGGGGAGGGCCGCCGGGCUCCUCGGAGCUGCCCCCGAGGUGCUGCCGCCCCGGCCCCUCAGCAGGGCUUACUGCGGAGCUGCCGUCGGGGCGAUGGACGGCGGCGCGGCUCCGGGGCUGGUGAUGCUGCCGGCGUGGGAAAUGGCCGCCUACCUGUUCCUUACGGUUGGCUCCCACUUCUAUUCUUUCUAUGAAGUGCACCGAGUUUCUCAAAAGUAUGAAGGUGAAAUUGACAGAAACUUUGGACUGGAACAAGGGACUCUGUUUUGGGGCCUUAAAAAGGAUUCCCUGGACUUUGAGUGGAGCUACUGGGUUGAAUGGGGAAGGGAACGUAUACUGUUGCUUCUGGCUGGUCAUCUGCUGGUAUCGCAAAUGUGCAGGCUCUUCGUGGAGAAGUAUAAACCAUGGUGCUUGAUGGUGUAUGGAAUGGCUGCCUGCUGGUUUUUAUUAGGAAUCAAGGGCUUUGCGGUCAUCUUGUUAUACGCAGCUAUUUCAUUUGCUGUGGCUCAGUUUCAGAUAUCGCUCCUGACGUGGAUGUGCUCUCUUGUCCUGUUAUCCACUUUACACAUACCAGCUGUGGAAGAAGCCAAGAGAAAGUGGUACGACACUGAAAAUGAGUAUUAUCUGCUUCUCUUCACGGUGUCUGUCCGUUGCCUCUUCUACACAAGUUUCAGCCUGGAAUACUGCUGGCACGAACCUGCCCAGAAAUCAUCACAUUCGUUCCUGUGGAUGCUGGCAUAUGUGUUUUACUAUCCCUUGUUCCACAAUGGACCCCUUAUGAACUUUGAUGAAUUUAGUAAGCAGAUGAGGAAACAAGAAGCCUUCAGUUUGAAGACCAAUGUUGGCAUCUUAAUCGUGGGCGUAAUUCGUAUUUUCUUUUGGUGGUGCUUGGCUGAGCUAAUGAUACACCUCAUGUAUAUCCAUGCUAUCUGCAGCAGUUCUCCACCUUUGGAAGCUGUGUCAUACUGGGCCUUAGGUGGCCUGGCUUUAGCUCAAGUAUUAUUUUUUUAUGUGAAGUACCUGGUUCUGUACGGUGUUCCUGCCCUCCUCCUUCGAAUGGAUGGACUCAAACCUCCAGCUCUUCCUUGCUGUGUGAGCCUGAUGCACAGUUUCACUAAAAUGUGGAGAAGUUUUGAUGUUGGGCUCCAUCGCUUUCUGGUCAGGUACAUUUAUGUUCCCAUGGGAGGAUCUCAGUCCAGUCUGCCAGGAAUGCUUUUUUCCACAGCCCUCACUUUUGCCUUUGUAAGCUAUUGGCACGGAGGACAGAGCUAUCUGUGGUACUGGGGAGCUCUUAAUUGUCUUGGAGUAAUUGUGGAAAAUGGCAUCAAGAGGAUACUUACUGUUUCACUUAUUCGAGACUUAAUUGAGCAUUUCUUCUCGCCAAGAAUUCGUCGUCGACUUCAUGCCGUCCUAGCAUCUGUUUGCACUUCAGCGUUGAUUUUAUCAAACCUAAUAUUUCUUGGGGGAAAUCAUGUUGGAAAAAUCUACUGGAACAGGAUCUUUAUGGAAGGCAACUGUCCAUGAAUAUGAAGGCUGAGUACAAACAACAGCUUGAAUGAAAAGCUGAUUUUUUUAAUGUAACUCCAGGAUCUGGAGCUUUUUUAAACACAAAACUGCUUUUCACAAGGUAGGAAUUUUGAUUCUGAUAGCUCCAGUUAGAAGUUCAGCAUUACUAUUUCACUUCAUCUCUAUCUUGGAGCCGAUUUCCAACUCAAGAAAGAAGGAAAAAAAAAUAUGAACUCUGAUGGUGGGAGUAACCAUACGAGGAGCUCUUAGAUGGACUUGCGGAGGCUGCGUGGGAAAUGUAGCUCUUUCUGUGGGCCAAUGUUAAGUUCUCUCUUUCCUAGUUACAUCAUUUUUAGUUGAUUUCUAGUGCUAUUUUAAGAGUGUUUUGUUUGGUUGUUUUUUUGUUAUAACAGUUUUGUUCUGCCAGAAAUGUUUCAGGGUAUUCAGUCUGGUCAUUUCAUGUGAAGAGAAGAGAAAAUAUUUAACGAAGUUGGGCUCUGGUCAUCACCUUUAUUUAUUUGGAAGUGUGGGAGCCUUUAGACCAUUAUCUUUCUGCAUUUUGCAGAUGUUACUUACAUAAACUUCCUGUUUUCUACACUCCUGCAGAGAAGUCCCGCUUUCAGCAGACUUCACACAGAGGUGUACUGAUUUGUCUCAUGUUGCCUAUCAAGGCUGUAGCAAAGCCCCAGGUGGAAAUCAGAUUCUCUGGUUCUAGUCUAAAGCUCCAUCCUCUUACCCUGCUUUGAGUUUUACGGUUAAAGUGGUAUAUACGUAGCACAACACAAGCUUUUGCUGAUCAUAUAACCUGUUGAUUCUCAUGAGACCCUAUCUCUAAGCUAUAGGGAACUAUGUACAACAGUGACAGAAAAUAGGCUCAUAUAGAACAAGAAAAAUUAGGCCUGUGUGUUGUUGUUUUUUCUCAUUGUCUUUUUUAUGUAAGAUGGAGACUACCCUGCAUUCAUCCCUUGGCUUUCAUUGCAUAGCCAUAUUAUAAGAAAAUGUAUGAUACAGUAAUGGCACAAGCACACUCCUGAAGUUUACUCAAAUAAUACUCAUGGAAGUGAUGUUGGCUACAUGUGAAAGAACACACAUCAACAUCCACUGUGACAUAAAGUGGACAAUUAACAGGAGAAAAGAAUGCAAGCACAUUGAGUAGACAUAGUCGUUCUGAACCAAAGGCUCUGCAUAGGGUGAAUAUAAAAAAGAAAACAAAUUAUCGUACCUGCACACCAGCAGUCCUUUUCUGAACCUGUGCUUUUUAUAUCUUGUGACGAUCCUGCUCUUUUGUCAAAGCAGUCUGUAUGCAGAACAGCAAACGUGGCCAUAUGUUGUAUCGUUGGGUUCUAAUAAUGUUCUCUGUGAGAUGAAGUACUUCAGGCAGCAAUAAUGAAUGGCGGGAAGUGAGUGCACUAAAUAAACAAAUGGGGUUUUAACAGAAUUCUCUCAUGCCACUUCCAUAUGCAUGUAUCUGUGUGUAUUCAAAGGGAAGAAGUAAGUAAACAUGACAUCCUGGCAUCCAAAGUUUGUGCCAGAUGUCUUAUGCUUGG
Messenger RNA from Cygnus atratus (black swan), 3105 nucleotides. It is a transcript of the gene HHAT, whose product is annotated as hedgehog acyltransferase. The coding region runs from base 146 to 1576 and encodes 476 amino acids. Gene Ontology annotation, cellular component: endoplasmic reticulum. The record is from RefSeq and is a predicted model, not a curated record. NCBI's taxonomy places the organism in Eukaryota, Metazoa, Chordata, Aves, Anseriformes, Anatidae. Gene Ontology annotation, biological process: protein palmitoylation. The transcript is spliced from 12 exons. Gene Ontology annotation, molecular function: palmitoyltransferase activity.